AUGAAGAAUACGUUGGACCACGUUGCCAUCAUAGGAGCAGGUCUUGGAGGCUGCGCGUUAGCACUGGCGCUCUCACAAUAUGAUGUCCCGAUCACCUUGUUCGAAUCACGCCCAGCAAAAUCAGAGCCCAUUACCAGUGGCGUGGUCCUAACCCCAAAUGGCCUAUACAUUCUCGACCGACUGGGAGUCCUGCCAAGGAUCAAGGACCGGUGCUAUAUCUCUACGCACCGCGUCUUCAAGAACGGCAAGGACGAAACUACGCGCAAGACCGUCAUCUCUGGUGAGGAAUUGUAUGGCUACUCGAACCACCGUGUCUGGCGAAGCGUGCUUCUGGGUGAGAUGAAGCAGAUGCUCGAGGAACGAAACGUACAGAUCCAGUACGAUUCGAGGUUCCAGGGGAUAGUAUCCGAGGAUGCUGAGGGUGUCGAAUACCGUAUAAAUGACGAAGCUCACCGGGCUUCAAUGCUGGUUGGCGUCGAUGGCAUCUACAGCACUGUCCGCAAAUACCUGGCGCCCGACGUUGUCCCCUACUACACAGGCACGAUGGGAGUGCUCGCACACAUCAAGCGAGCUUCGGUAGCUUGGCCGUACGAGGACUACGAGCUUAACGCCACCAUCCAGGACAAGCCGGGCGCCAUCUUCUUUAUUGCGGAAGAUCCGAAAGGCGAGGAUAUCAUGAUUGGCAUGCAGAAGCAGGCGCCUGAGUAUUCAAGAGAAGAUCUUGAGCGAUUACAGCACGACAAAGAUAAGCUUGCUGAGUUUUACAGCGAGCGGUAUGAUGAAUGGAGCCCGACUCCAAGAAAAAUCAUUGAUCAGGUGAGGGCGAACAAGGAGAAUGCCUUCAUCUGGCCGUUUCUGAAGGUGCCGACGCUGCCGCGAUGGUUCAGUGAGACUGGUCGGGUGAUACUAUGCGGCGAUGGAGAACAUGCUAUGCCCCCGAGUAGUGGACAAGGCAUCAACCAGUGCUUGGAAGAUGUCGAUUCGUUGACACUGUUGUUGACAUCGAUCGAUGGCGAGGGACGCAACGAUAAAAUACUCGGAGCACUCUCCUGGUGGCAGGGUACGCGGCAGAGAAGAGUCGACGCAGUGUUCGAUUGGGCGACGAACUCGACGAAUGUUGAGAGAAUGUCCGAACAAGAUCGAAGCAAGUUGCUCCGAGAGCGGAAGGCACCAGAAAGAGCGCAGGCCGAUGAUAUGAGUUGGCUGUAUCGUCCAAGUCUCGAGAGAGAUGUCAAGGCCUGGCUUGCGGAGCAUCGGUAG
This is a messenger RNA of Saxophila tyrrhenica, 1260 nucleotides long. RefSeq lists its product as uncharacterized. Gene Ontology annotation, molecular function: FAD binding; monooxygenase activity. The coding region runs from base 1 to 1260 and encodes 419 amino acids. NCBI's taxonomy places the organism in Eukaryota, Fungi, Ascomycota, Dothideomycetes, Mycosphaerellales, Extremaceae. The record is from RefSeq and is a predicted model, not a curated record. The transcript is spliced from 2 exons.